AUGGACCAACAACGUGACGUAAAACGUAUAACUCUAGACUUCCAUUAUAAUGACGAGAAUAAAGAAACAUUUUCGUUUUUGAGAGGAAUACAACGUGUUGUUUCUCUCCUACUUUAUUACUUAUGUAUGCGACAGAAAUUGGACAAUUUAACAUCGUCUAACGAAUCAGUAAUAGUGCAGAACAACCGCACACAACGCAAAUUAAAUAGUUUCCAAUUGAUUAUCAUUGGUUUGGGAGGUAUUAUAGGCUCAGCCAAACAUGUUAGUAGAGACAAUUAUUAUCCACUUUUCCCAAAAAAUCAAGGAGCAUUUGCUAGUUUUGGUGUCACCGGCAUGCUUCAUGGAGCAACGGUUGUUUUUUUUGCCUAUAUGGGGUUUGAUGCAGUAAGUACAGCAGCCAAAGAUAGCGAAGAUCCUAAAACUACAACUAAAACUGGUAUCCUGGGUUCGCUAGCAAUAUCAGUAUUAAUAUAUAUUCCAGUUAUUGUGAUCCUUGUGGGCAUCGUACCAUAUCAACAAUUAUCCGUUCCUUAUUCGUUAGCAUUUGCAGCUAAUUAUAUUGGAAUGAAAUGGUUAGCGAUAGCUAUUACAGUUGGAGCAUUAUGUUCGACAGCAUCAGCUUUGCUUACCCAGUUGAUAGCUCAACCAAGGAUCUUUGUCGUGAUGGCUACUGAUGGAUUCUUACCACAAUUUUUUAAGAAUGAAAAACUAGCAACAUGUAUGACAGGUAGUUUAUUAUCGAUUUUAAACAGUAUUCUUCCAGUUAAUGUAUUAAGUGAAAUUUCAGCUGUUGGAACGAUAAUUACUAUUAUUUUCGUUCAUUUAGCUGUAAUUAUUAUGCGAAGACUAUUUCCAACUAAUGAUGAUCUUCCUCCUCAGUUUCGACGUACAUUUAAGAUAUGGGGUGGUGAUUCAAAGCCCACGCUUAUUCAUAUGGCGAUAUGGACAGGACUGGGAAUAUUAAUUUACUUUGUAUUUGGAAUAAGGUACUCUAAAUUACGUAAACGGCAUCCGUUGCCAAAAUUACGAGAAACAUAA
Didymodactylos carnosus is the source of this 1038-nucleotide messenger RNA. The record is from the annotation of a GenBank genome assembly. Lineage: Eukaryota; Metazoa; Rotifera; Eurotatoria; Philodinida; Philodinidae.